GAUGUCUGUAUCUAUUGGUGGCCAUUGGUAGUGGGGUAAGGCUCUGAUUGGUGGGCAGUGAUUAUGUGGGUGGUAGCAGUUGUCCAUCUCCUUAAAAGCAUCAGCAUGUGUUACGGUACAUGAGAAGAUUUUGCCUUCAGGAGAGGCAACACCACCACCUGCAACUGCUGCUGAGGUGAUCAUUGUUGAGAAUGAAGACGGCUGAAGUUGUUCUGUUGUUGCUGUGGUCUGGGCAGUGUGUGACUGCAGCAUCCAGUGAAGCUCUCCAAACCACAGGCACAGGCAAAGACUCCCCACCACAGCCAGACAUCCAGACUGUGCUGAGAGAGAUGAGCAGCCUCAUUGCAGAGCAGAGAGUGGAGCUCAAGUGCACCAAGACACAACUGGAGACUGUGGAGAAGAAGGCAGAAGCCAUGGAGGAAAGACUGAGGGCCAGUGAGAUUAAAGCAGAGGUCAUGGAGGGAAAACUAAGGGUCAGUGAGAAAACUGUGGAAGAGCAAAGAGCUGUGCUCACACACACCAAGACACAACUGGAGACCAUGGAGAAGAAGGCAGAGGCCAUGGAGGAAAGACUGAGGGCCAGUGAGAACGUGGUCAAUCAACUAAAGAUUGAAAACAAGGCUCAGGCAAUGGGUCUGAAUCUCACUGUGGCAGAUGUAUCAGAUCUGAAGAAGGAGAGAGAACAGAGCAAGGUGUCUUUCUCAGCCUCAUUGGUGAAAGAGGGUGGUGGCGGAAAUUUUGGACCCACUACUGAUGCUCCUCUGGUGUUCAGAAACGACUUCACCAACAUUGGCAAUGCCUACAGUGCAAACACAGGGGUCUUCACAGCUCCAACCAGAGGAGUCUACUUCUUUGUUGUGUUUGUACUUGGUCAAGGCCAUGGAUCUACAGCUACAGGAGUCUGGCUGUUUAAAAAUGAUAAGCGCUUUGCUCUAGCAUGGAGUCGACAGCAAGACGGCUACACCAAACCCUCCAAUGGAGCCUCUGUGGCGAUGGAGAAGGGAGAUGAGGUCUACGUCAAGCUGGAGUCUUCUUCAUGGGUGCAUGAUAACCAGAAUAACAACUGUGUCUUCUCUGGACACCUGCUGUUUCCCAUGUGAGGGCGUCAACACAACGCAAAAUGCAGAGUCCAAAAUCCACCAUUACAGUAGCUACUUUGGUAACACUUUAUUUUAGGGAUACAUCUAAUAGCACUAAUACAUACAAUGUGCCUGUAUAAGUAACUUGUAAGACAUGUACAAAGCAAAAUCAAACAUUUGUUAGGCAUUUAUUUGCAAAUGUCUUGUUCAUGCACAAUAAGGGAUUUAUUACCAAUUUAACCUUAGCGUUUGCUUAGUACAUGCCUUACAAGUUACUUAUGCAGGCAUUAAAGGGACAGUUUGGUCAAUUUCAACAUGCAGUUGUAUUGCUCACGCUACCCUUGACUUGUCAGUACCUGGUGAUGCCACAUUUUUCGGCUCAGCCCUUUCCGAGAUAUGAGCAAUUCUAAUGGGGGCAGCGUUUGUUUACAUUUUUAAAAAAUGAAACAUAGGCCAACUCCAAAUAUUUUCCCAAAAGGUACUGCUGUUUGCUAGUUGUCUGCUGAUGUUUUAUAACUUUUUGGAUGUUUUUGGGAAUAAAUAAAAAUGUUUUUUUGAAAUGUAAACAAAGAGCUGCCCCCAUUACAAUGACCAGGAUCUCGGAAACGGCUGAAGAAGAAGAAAAAAAAUCUCUGGCACUGACAAGUCCAGGGUGAGCAUUACAACUGCAUGUUGAAAUUGACCAAACUGUCCCUUUAACAUUGUAUGUAUUAGUGCUAAUAGAUGUAUCCCUAAAAUAAAGUGUUACCGCUACUAGGACAUUUGACAACCGUGCAAAAAGUUAUCAAUAGGGUUGGAGGUUCAAGAAUUCAGCGGUUGCCAAGAUCGGAUUUGGAUUUUAAGAUGUCCCUCUUAUGAAGAGGAUUUACAACAUUAUCUGUAAAAAGACUAUUUUAUUCAAGUAAUAUCUUAUGUAGUGUAAAACUUUGAGUGAACUCUCUCUCUCUGUCUGUUUCUGUCAUUUACUGCAUCUCCUAAACGACGAACAUGGAAGAGGCCUUGGAAAUACCACGUUCAGUCCUCUUCAGUUUGGUUUACUUUGCCCCCCCCCCCCCUUCCUGACCAAACUGAUAAACUUAAACUUAGACUUUCCACGUUGCCAGAUAUGGAUAUAUGUGUGUUUUUGGACGAUAACUCUGUUAAAAAAAGUUUUUUCUUGUUUUUGAUGGAUCUCUGCUGUGUAAAAUACAACAAAUAAACCAUACUAUCUUUAAAUCUG
This is a messenger RNA of Engraulis encrasicolus (European anchovy), 2298 nucleotides long. RefSeq lists its product as uncharacterized. The record is from RefSeq and is a predicted model, not a curated record. Lineage: Eukaryota; Metazoa; Chordata; Actinopteri; Clupeiformes; Engraulidae. The transcript has 4 exons. The coding region runs from base 192 to 1100 and encodes 302 amino acids. Gene Ontology annotation, molecular function: protein binding.